UUAUUCAAUCAUCAUCCUUCGCACACCCACAAAAAAAAAAAAAAAUUUACCGAUCGAAGAGGAAAGAGAAGAAAAAAAGAGAAAAGAAAAAUUCGUCCUUUCUUUCAUUUUUAGGGCUCGAAAUUCAGAUUCGAUCGUGUCGCAGCUGGGUUUUCCUUUCUCCCUCUCUCUCUCUCUCUCUCUCUCGAUCUUCACGUCUUCCUCUCGCUCGCUCUCGCUCUUGCUCGCGCGUCCAAUCCCUUGAGAAGUUUCCAUUAAUUCACGAGCUGCUGAUUCUUCUGUUCCCCCUCUCGCAUUCUCGCGGAUUCUUCUUCUUCCCCGCAGCGGACGAGGCCCACGCCCUCCCCCACUCUUGCUCGUGAUUUUGCGGCGGGUGAAGAGAAGGUGAUAUGAGGCACCAACUUUUGCUGAGUUGAGCGUGCUAACCGAGAAUAUAUUGCCGAUUGGAGAUCAAUUUGGGUCCAGUCAUGGACACCGCGAGAGAGUCCGGCGGAAUCGCGGGGGUGAUUCUGAUUCCAAUGCGGUUCGUGUGGCCUUCUGGCGGUACGAGUGUGUUUCUGUGCGGUUCCUUUAGCAGAUGGUCUGAGUUUGUUCCAAUGAGUCCAGUUGAGGGUUGUACCACAGUGUUUCAGGCUAUUUGCAACAUACCUCCCGGAUACCACCAGUAUAAAUUUUUAGUUGAUGGAGAAUGGAGACAUGAUGAACACCAACCUUAUGCAACUAGUGAUUAUGGGUUAGUGAACACUAUCUUCUUGACGGCGGAGGCUAAUUAUAUUCCGGGGACUCCCAGCCCAGAUAUCCCCCCGGUUUCGAACAUGGAGGUUGAUGACCAUGCACGGCGUUUGAAAACUCAGGUCCGCAUAACGGAUGGCGCAUUAAUUGAGGCUGUACCAAGGAUCUCAGACACUGACUUAGUGGUUUCUCGUCACCGUGUUUCUGCAUUCUUGACUAGCCACACUGCAUAUGAGUUACUUCCAGAGUCAGGCAAGGUAGUUGCCUUGGACAUUGAUUUACCCGUGAAGCAAGCAUUUCAUAUUCUAUACGAGCAGGGGAUCCCUACGGCUCCUCUCUGGGACUUCCGCCGGGGACAGUUUGUUGGAGUUUUAAGUGCGAUGGAUUUUAUUUUGAUUUUAAGAGAGCUUGGAAAUCAUGGAUCAAAUCUGACAGAGGAGGAGCUUGAAACACACACAAUAGCCGCAUGGAAAGAGGGGAAAGCAUACUUAAACAGACAAAUUGAUGGGCAUGGAAGAGCAUUUUCAAGGCCUCUUGUCCAUGCUGGGCCAUUUGAUAGCUUGAAAGAUGUCACUUUGAAAAUUUUGCAAAAUGACGUGGCAUCAGUUCCAGUUAUUCAUUCCUCUUCAGAAGAUGGUUCAUUUCCGCAGCUACUGCAUAUGGCUUCUCUCUCUGGGAUACUAAAAUGUCUUUGCCGUUAUUUCAGACAUUGUUCUAGUUCGUUGCCUGUGCUUCAGUUGCCAAUAUAUGCAAUUCCAAUCGGUACUUGGAUUCCAAAAAUUGGCGAAUCUAAUGGACGGCCUUUAGCCAUGUUGAGACCUAGUGAUUCGCUUAGUUCAGCCCUCAAUUUGUUAAUUCAAGCGCAAGUUAGUUCAGUUCCCAUAGUGGAUGACAAUGACUCUUUGUUGGACAUUUACUCCCGGAGUGAUAUCACUGCUUUGGCAAAGGACAAAGCUUAUACCCACAUUAAUCUCAACGAAAUGACCAUACAUCAGGCAGUGCAGUUGGGACAAGAUUCCUAUACUCCUUAUGAUCUCAGAAGCCAAAGAUGUCAAAUGUGUCUGCCCUCUGAUUCACUGCACAAAGUGAUGGAGCGAUUGGCAAACCCAGGUAUUAGACGACUUGUCAUUGUUGAGGCUGGCAGCAAGUGCGUGGAAGGUAUUGUUACACUUGGUGAUGUUUUCAAGUUUUUACUUGGUUAGUUAAAAGGCAACAAGCGGAAUUAUCCGGAAAAAGGAUUUGUUCCAACCAUCCAGAAUUCACAAUGUCUAGACUCCAAUGGCCGGCCAUUCUUCACGAUGAGACUUACCACGGCUGACUCGAUCAAACUACUCUUAUUCAAUCCUUGAAAUUGGAUCAGCCUCUUGCUAGCUGGCUUUUUCAAAAUUAUUUUAGGCUUGAGAUGAUGGCCUUCAGAAAUUGGAGAAUUCAUCUCUCUCUCUCUCUCUCUCUCUCUCUCUAGAUUUGUGGUAAUUCCACCCUCCCAUGGUGUUUCCUGUCUCCAAAGUGCUGAUUAUUUAUGGGGUUGUAUAUGUUUUGGGAGCAUUGGGGCAUGUAAUAGUCGGGAAAGAGAAGGAAAAAAGAACGAAAAGCAAAUCAUAUGGAGAGGGACAUUGAAUUAUUAGUCAUUGUGUAUUUGUGCAUAUUUUUUAUGUCAGUGGGUUCCAGGUUUGUGAAUAUUUUUGUCGCAGUUGAAUAUGCCAAGGAAACUAUUCAACAAAUGAACUGAAGAUGCAUAUGCAUAUGUGAGUCGAUAUCCGCCUGCA
This is a messenger RNA of Rhodamnia argentea, 2498 nucleotides long. RefSeq names its product sucrose nonfermenting 4-like protein. The record is from RefSeq and is a predicted model, not a curated record. Bases 468 to 1934 code for a protein of 488 amino acids. The transcript is spliced from 14 exons. Lineage: Eukaryota; Viridiplantae; Streptophyta; Magnoliopsida; Myrtales; Myrtaceae.